GUAGCGUGUUCAACCAGUUCAAAGUGCGUGGAAUGGUACGGUGGACUAGGCUUCACAAAGGAUUACCCCGUUGAAAAAUUCUUCAGAGACGCAAAAGCUGACGAGAAGUUCCGAAUGCUCCUUAAUAGACUAUGCCUUACAGGUACAAUCUAUGAAGGUACGUCAAACAUUCAGCUGAAUACGAUCGCCAAACUGAUUGAUGCUGAAUAUCAAGCCUAA
This is a messenger RNA of Cooperia oncophora, 219 nucleotides long. The record is from the annotation of a GenBank genome assembly. NCBI's taxonomy places the organism in Eukaryota, Metazoa, Nematoda, Chromadorea, Rhabditida, Trichostrongylidae.